CUUUGAAAUUUGCGGUUAACGGUCACGGGGUCGGGGCGGCUUAGCUAAGCGGACUCAUGAGCGGCAGUCGGUUCCGACUUGACUUGCAACUACCAGCCCCGCUUGCUGAACCUUGACGAUACAGAUGGCACCUCCGACCACUCGACGACGACCGCCGGCGGGUCGUACAGUACAGCCCUCUCCUACGAAACGACGACGAACUGCAACCCCCGGACGUCAGGCGACGCCACAUGAUGCAGGCGAUAUCAUUCCAGUGCAGAAGCCCAGAGAACGAGGAAAGCUGAAGCAGAUACCCGAAAUGCCGAUAGAUAUUCUGUUUGAGGUAUUCUCUCACCUCGAUGCCCUCGACAUCAUGCGCCUGUCAAGAACUACGAAAGCGUUGAGGCGUCUUCUAAUGCACCGGUCAGCAAUAUCGAUCUGGAAGGCUGCCUUGUCUCGCGAUACCCUGCCUCCCUUGCCGGUCGAUCUUAAUGAACCACAAUACGUCAACUUGGCCUUUUCUGAACACUGUCAUAACUGCUUAGCCUCAGGAAAACAUAUCAUUCUAUGGACUUUCAGAACUAGGUUAUGCCCAAAUUGUCUUACGAAAGAUUUCGUAUACUCUAAUGUGCUAGGUCAAUUUGGACCUUCCAUUCCCUUACAGCACCUCCGGAUAAGCCCAGACAUUCUACGCAAUGAUCGGACGGAUUUUACUUACAUAUUAAAUCGUGAGGAAGUCCGAGCUCUUGCAGGGGAUCCUGAGUUGGCAGAGGCGCCACUCGGGUUCCUUGCACCCUUGGGGGCAGGUUUCGGACAAGUCCAUGAGGUCGUGCAACAAAGAAUUGAUUCCAAUGAACCGACACGUCAGUUUGCAGAACAGUGCAGAAAAGCUGAAGCACUGCGCGCGGAAAGGAUAAGGUUAGCAGAAGAAGCAGCUCGUGCUGAACGAACGCAGAAGAUUUUUGAACGACUGUAUGAUCUUGGUUACAAGGAUGAGGUAGCAUAUUUAGAGGACGACGGUAAAAUACUCAGCAAUCAUACCCUCCUCAGGACACACAAGGAAUUAACAGAACGCUCAUGGGGUGCGAUGUUACCCACUCUUCUCAAUCUACUAGAAGACGCUCGCGGGAAGGUACUCAAGAAGAAACGCAAAACUAUAUACAAAACCAGAUUAAACAUCGUCUCCAACCUCGUCAAAGCCCAUGCUGCCGAAAACCCCGACAAGAUAACACCAAGCGCCGCGGACAUCUGUGUGAUACCCAAGAUUAAAGCCAUCCUCGAGAACAACGACGUUGAAAUCUACGAGAAGGAAGAAGACUUUUCCGACCUUAAAGCCGAGCUCCCGAAGAUUUCUAGAGAAUGGCGACGAUCAAAAGGGAUGUACUCGCUAUCUCUUAUGCCUGGGAACAAACACGACAUCUCGCGACUCUCUCUUGCGACAACGUUCUUCAAAUGUCAUCAAUGUACAGAACCGAUAUCGUAUCCCCGGGUGCUUGCACAUAAAUGUAUGACUGCUCUAAGGCACGGAUAUCGUAAUCGGUCAGACGAUUUGGUGCUACUGUGCAAGGGCCUACAAGCAGAACCGUGGAACUUUGAUCGCAAUGGCGUUGAGUGCUAUGAACUUGCAGGCGGUUGCGCCGUCGACGUCGUUCGAGCCUCUGGACUGAGAGCUGAGAAAGCUACCGUGGAGGAUAUGGAACGCGCGGAUGUAUGGUUAGAAUGUAUGAAUUGCCGUGCUCCGGAGAGAGGGAGUGUUGUCUUUCAGUGGCGUCAGGCGAUCUUGCAUGGACUUCAGCACGCUGAACGUGACACUGUGGCGGUCUGGCGCGCACUAGUGAAUGACAGGGACAUCUAUGCGGCGAGGAACGAAGAGAUUAUCAAGACCAAGGCACAUACUUAUGGCUCUGAUGAUUAUACCUGCCGUCGAUGUGAUGAAAAGGUGAACCGGUCUCGGAUGAGAAGCCACUGCCAGGAGAGGCACGGAAUAACGAACCCGACCAAAGACGAUUUCACGCUCGACGUGGAUGCCUCUAUGAGCCAACAACCGUUUCCCAUCCUAAUUCCGCUGGUGGGAUCAGCAGAACCAGAGGUUAUUGACCUUUUGGAUCCUGAUCCUAUCGUCAUUUCGGAUUCGGAGGACGUCGAGCCAGAGUGUAUCGAGAUUAUGGAUGAUGACGAUGAACCGCAAGAAGCUGGUAAGAGCAGUGUGGGUACGGAGUUGUGCGAUAAAGGUGAAGAACCGACAUUGAUCAUAGAUGACGGCUAAAGGAAUAAAAUUUCCUACACGAUGGAUGUUCUUACACUACUGUAUUCUCCAAAUACUGUUUUGCUUAUCUUCUAUGGU
Messenger RNA from Desarmillaria tabescens, 2323 nucleotides. RefSeq lists its product as uncharacterized. Gene Ontology annotation, molecular function: protein binding. NCBI's taxonomy places the organism in Eukaryota, Fungi, Basidiomycota, Agaricomycetes, Agaricales, Physalacriaceae. Bases 125 to 2245 code for a protein of 706 amino acids. The transcript has 11 exons. The record is from RefSeq and is a predicted model, not a curated record.